UCAAAGAUCUCUGAAGUAAGAGUAGCAGAGACUCAAAAUGUGCAUUCUGUGUCAGAGAUCACAAAACUAGUGAGUAUAAAUGUGAAACAUGCUCAAAAAGAGAUGAAAUAUGUCAAUAUACUCUGCUUAAAUGCUCUAAUUGCAAAGAAAAACAUGCAUCUAGCUCAAAAGAAUGUAUAUUUGCUUCAAGAACUCAAAAGAACUGGAGAAAAGAUGAAGCUCAGAG
Messenger RNA from Blastomyces gilchristii SLH14081, 226 nucleotides. RefSeq lists its product as uncharacterized. The annotation marks the transcript as partial. The record is from RefSeq and is a predicted model, not a curated record. The transcript is spliced from 2 exons. Lineage: Eukaryota; Fungi; Ascomycota; Eurotiomycetes; Onygenales; Ajellomycetaceae.